Molecule: messenger RNA, 1820 nt
Organism: Poecilia reticulata (guppy)
Lineage: Eukaryota; Metazoa; Chordata; Actinopteri; Cyprinodontiformes; Poeciliidae
Cellular component (GO): nucleus
Molecular function (GO): DNA binding
Source: RefSeq, a predicted model, not a curated record
UGCUGUAGCAGUCUUAAGCUAGGGGAAAAAGAAAUGGCUCUACUCCUGCUGUAUAAUAUAUUAUUUAUUGUGUUUCUGGAGCUGGGAGAUAAAAUAGUGGUUAGUAUUGAAUGAAUAAACUGUAACUAUUAUGUUGUCAACUUCAAAACUACCUCAAAAGCCUUCAGACUGCACAGCAUCGUACUUCACGAACAGCAGCGUUCACGUUUCAUCACGGAGAAACCAAUACAGGAGAAAUUAUCUUCAGAUAAGAAUAUUACGAGGAUCUUUCCUAGCCCAAGAAAAUGCCGUCCAGAAAUCAUCUUGACAAAGUUGGACGCAAGAAAAAGAAGAAAUGGACAGAGGAGGCCAUGGAGCGAGCGCUGAUAGAGGUGAAGUCUGGGAGAUGCACGGUGAGGCAGGCGGCCAAGGAGUUUGGCGUCCCCAAGUCCUCGCUAGGAGACAGAGUGAGUGGACGGGUGACACCGGGGAGCCGCAGCGGGCCGGCUCGGCUCAUCACCUCCGCAGACGAGAAGCUGCUGGUGGAGUUCUCCUUAUACAUGUCCGAGCAUGGAUUCCCACUUACCAAGCAGCAGGUAGUGUCCUUCGCAUCGUCCAUUUAUAAGCGGCAGCACCGGAGGGUGGCAUUUUCCAAACUCGGCCAGACGUGGUGGCUCAAUUUUCGAAAGAGGCAAGAAAAGAACAUUACUAUUCAGCCAGCAGACAAUGUUGUGCGUGGGAGGACAGUGUGUGUCAGGAAGGAAGCGGUGGAUCAGUUCUUUCGUCUGUUGAGCACGGUUGAAGACACACACGGGCUCAGAGACUCGCCGAGCCAGAUCUACAACUGUAGCGAGACGGGCUACCAGUUGGGCAGGAGGAAGGCUGUCCUCUCCAAGCCCACGAGUCUGGGCUACAAGCCAGCGCCAAGCUCCAGGGACCACAUCUCUGUCCUGGCUUGCUUCAACGCAGCUGGAGAAGACAUUCCUCCAUUUGUCAUCUACUCCAAGGCCUAUCCAGGAGGAGUGUGCUACAAGACGCAAGGCCCGCCUAACGCCCUCUACGGGUGGUCAGAAUCUGGUUUCGUCAACUCAGAGCUCUUUAAGAAGUGGUUCCUCAAACAUUUUCUCCUCCAUGCGGCAAAGGAGCGUCCUCUGCUGCUGAUCUUCGACGGCCACAAGUCGCCGGUGAGCCUGGAGGUGGUGGAGUCGGCCCAGAAAGAGGGCGUCAUCCUCCUUUGCCUGCCUCCCCACUGCUCGCACAUCCUGCAGCCGCUCGACACCAGCCUUUUCGUGGUCCUGAAGCAGCGUUUCGCUUCGCUCACAGGGGACGGCGACGCCGACGGCCACUUCGCCGUCAGCAAGAAGGAGUUCUCGGGGGUGUUGAACAGAAUGUAUCAGAUAACAAAGGAAGAGGAAGGUGUCCGGAUUGUGAAGGAAGGCUUUAGGAAAUGUGGCAUUUUUCCGCUUAACCACUACGCGCUUAAUGAGGUUCAUUUAAUGCCUUCACACAGCAUCGACCCCGCUGCUGGCGACUCCUUGUUAAAAUCGGCAGAAGGCAUGCACUCUGUAGCGGAGCUCGCAGCACCUGGACCCUCCUCCUAGCUCAUUACCAAUUCAUCAAACUGUCUGUACCUUUGAGGUGAGCGGGGUCGGUCCUCCUGAGGAAACCGUGACUGGUCGCAUAAUUCAGCCAAACCCAAUCAACUCAGACUAGUCCUGCUCAUUAAGAUGCCGAGUGGGUUUGCGGUCCUGUGGGGGCGUCACGCCGCACCACCCCCCUGCUUCCGUGCAGGACGCUCUGUUUAUCCACCGGCCAGAAUAAAGGGAUGUGUUGAUAUUUAA